CGGAAGAAAGUGAUAUAAUUUUUAUGGGGGAGAACACCGUUCAACCGUUGCUGCGGCAAAGUGAGGUGCAACGCCUCAUUUUAAAAAUACAGCGGAAUAAAGAAAAAGCAGCGCAGAAGGUGUAUGCUCCAGCGGAUGAUUACACACCCUCUUUUCAAUGUGAGGCGACCUCCUCCAUACAACGUGAGGUAGUUAAGGUGGUAGAGGAGGUCGAAAAAGAGAAGUCGCUGAAGCUGGAGGAGAAAAUAUUGAAAGCGGGCGAAGAGACAAAAGAGUUAGAAGAGGUAGAAGAGUUAGAAGAGGUAUUGUUCUCGUCGGGGGUGCCGUCACUGCGUUCCGUGGUCACAGCCAUCACUGAUGAUGAGUCACCAUGUGACCAGACGCUGGAGGAGGAUUUCCAGCACGGUGUAAGGAAAGCGCUUUUACGACAAGCUGAAAGGUUAGAAAACAAAUUAAAACAUAUCCUUGAACAGGAUGACCUUUUCAAGCAUGUCGCAAAUAACGUUUUCCAAUACAUCGGACAAGCGGCGGAAAUUAUUAAUGAAAAAAAGAAAAAAGCUCUAGCGGAUAUACAGCAUAAUAACGAGUUGUUGGAUCUAGCUUCAAAGAGCACAGCUAAAGGUAAACAAUAGUAUUAUAUAAUCUAUGUAGUAAUUCAAAAAACAACCUUUUUUAAAUCAGUACAUAUUCUACCAUAAAGACACUACCACUAAGACUUUUUAAACUACAACAUGUAAUCACUUCACCACAAUAUAGUACUGACUACACUUUGCACCCUGAUUAGUACCUAAAUAUUAAUUUAUAAUACUGUUUUGUUUGUUUACAGAAUUCUUUGCCAGACGAGAAUAAUCCUCUCACCCUGGUACACCUGUAUCUACGAUCUUGUACAUAAUAUUAUUAACUCUUUGUCAGCCGGAAAUAAUUCUCAAACCUUGCCGGCGGCUAGGAACUUGUUUAACUUAUAUUCAGCCGGAAAUAAUUCUCCAACUUUCGUACAUCUGCAGAAAGAAACUGGUUUGUAAGUGUGGCAAAUUUAUGCAAACUCGUUUGUAUAAUUAAUUAAAGGAAUUAAAUAGUUUUUUAUAUGUUGCUAUUUUUAUAUGUUUAGGUAUAAUUUUGAUUAUAUAAUUUGCAUAUUUUUAUUUUAUAAUAAAAAAUUUAACAAUAAAAUGUGUUUUCCUUAUUUCAAAUUAAAGAAAAAUAUUUAAUUUUUAAAGUUUUUUUCUUCGAAAUUCGA
Messenger RNA from Diabrotica virgifera virgifera (western corn rootworm), 1237 nucleotides. RefSeq lists its product as uncharacterized. Bases 24 to 632 code for a protein of 202 amino acids. The record is from RefSeq and is a predicted model, not a curated record. The transcript is spliced from 3 exons. Lineage: Eukaryota; Metazoa; Arthropoda; Insecta; Coleoptera; Chrysomelidae.